This is a messenger RNA of Eremothecium sinecaudum, 2373 nucleotides long. It is a transcript of the gene OPT2, whose product is annotated as Opt2p. Gene Ontology annotation, molecular function: oligopeptide transmembrane transporter activity. The record is from RefSeq and is a predicted model, not a curated record. The coding region runs from base 1 to 2373 and encodes 790 amino acids. Lineage: Eukaryota; Fungi; Ascomycota; Saccharomycetes; Saccharomycetales; Saccharomycetaceae. Gene Ontology annotation, biological process: transmembrane transport. The transcript has a single exon.
AUGGUUGCUGAUCGCGCAACUUCUUAUGACAAUACAGAUGAUUUGAAGGAAGUCGUGAAGACUGAAGUGAAGACUGAGAAAGGUAAAGGAUCUAGUACUGAGUCGAUCCUAAACGUUGCAGACAUAAUUGAGAAAGCCAAAGAGGUUGAUGAUGAUUUUGGGGACGACGAUGAUUUUGCUAAAAAGAGAGUGGAGGAUGACUCAAUAUACCCCGAGGUGAGGGCAUCGGUUCCAGCUACCGAUGAUCCAACAUUGGUCCACAAUACUAUCCGUGCUUGGUUUCUGGGUCUGUCCAUGAGUACCAUUGGUGCUGCUAUUAAUACCUUGCUGGGAAUGCAUUGGCCUCCAUUGUUUGUGUCUGCGAAUGUUGCUGGGCUUGUUGCCCUGCCUCUGGGUCGAUUGUGGGCCAGAUACGUUCCCAAUGUUAAGAUCUUCGGUAAGUAUGGGCCAUCUUUAAACCCUGGGCCCUUCAAUAUAAAGGAGCACGGUAUUAUCAUGCUUUUAACCGCUAAUUCUUUUGGUACUGCAUACGUUAUAUCACUUCUGCUGACGAUGCAUUUAGACUAUUUUUACGGCAGACAGUUUGGUUGGUUGUUUGAUCUUCUCGCAAUCUGGACCACAGAAUGUAUAGGUUUUUGUUUCUCCGGGAUUUGUAAUAAGGUGCUGGUCAACCCUCCGGCAAUGGUUUGGCCUGGUGUCUUACCUGAUUGUACCUUUUUGACCAAUCUUCAUGUUAAGCAGGCUCCUACAUCAGGUGUCCAUACUUGGCGUAUCACUAGGUUAAAAUUCUUCAUUUAUGUGAGCAUUGGUAGUUUUGCAUGGUAUUGGAUCCCCGGUUAUUUGUGUCAGGCCCUAUCCUACGUUUCCUUCGUUACGUGGGCUUUCCCAAAUAACGUUUUGAUAAACCAAAUAUUUGGUGUUUUUAGUGGAAUGGGUCUGAUCCCAAUUACUUUUGACUGGAAUCAAUUGACAGCUUUGGGAUCGCCUCUUAUUCCACCUGUUAGGUUUAUCAUUACAUUAUUGUGCUCCGUGGUUUUAGUCCAUUGGAUAUUUGUACCUCUAUUACACUUCAACAAUGUCUGGUUCGGAGAUUAUCUACCACUUGUUUCUAGUGCCACUUACGAUAAGUACCAGAAGCGUUAUGACGUGCGUCGAAUUGUGGAUGCUAAAUCAUCAUUAGAUGAAAAAGCAUAUCUUGAGUACUCCAAAAUGUAUCUUCCAGUUUCAUUUGCUGUCAGCUACGGACUUGCCUUUGCCGAAAUUGCGUCCUUAGUUUCCCAUGCAGCUUUAUUCCAAUUUAAAUUUAUAAUGAAGCAGGUAAAGGCGGCAAGAAAUGAUAAGGGCGACGUUCACAACCGUUUAAUGAGAAACUAUAGGCAAGUUCCUUGGUGGUGGUACAUGGUACUGUUAGCAAUCUUUGUUCCACUUUCAGUCAUUACCGUAAGAGUUUGGGAUACUGAAAUGCCUGUGUGGGCUUUGUUCUUUUCACUAGGGUUAGCUGUUGUUUUCAUGUUACCAGUUGGUAUCAUGUAUGCAACUACGAACUUUGUCAUAGGCCUAAAUGUUAUUAGCGAGUUGAUUAUUGGGUACAUUAUGCCUGGUAGGCCAUUUGCAAUGAUGUUCUUCAAGACAUUUAGUUUGAUCACUAAUGUUCACGCUAUUUCUUUCUCUGCAGGAAUGAAGUUUGGUCAUUACAUGAAGUUGGCGCCAAGAGUGGUAUUCUCUGCACAAUUUAUUGCAACUUUAUGGUCGGGUACCGUUCAAUUGAUUGUUAUGAGAUGGGCUAUUAGGAACACCCCAGACCUAUGUCAGCCUACGCAGAAAGGUGGAUUCGUUUGCCGUAAUGUUAACGUUUUCUACUCCGCUUCUAUCGUUUGGGGUACGCUUGGUCCUGCAAGGCUGUUUGGAAAGGGUGAACUGUAUUCACCGCUAAAUUGGGGAUUUUUGAUCGGAUUCAUCCUUCCUUUCGUUAAUUGGUUAGUAAUAAACAAGUGGCCCAAAUUUUUGAAAAAAUAUGAGAAAUGGCCAAAGUACAUUGCAAAAAACUUGGUAUGGCCUGUUUUCUUCUUAGGUUCCGUCAGUAUUCCACCAGCAAACGCAUACAACGUUGUAAUAUACUGUCUUGUUGGUAUAUUCUUCGGUUUAUAUGUCAAGCGUAAUAAGUUCCAUUGGUGGGCAAAGUAUAAUUAUACUCUGGCAUUGGCUAUGGAUCUUGGUGUUGCGAUUGCUGUGUUAAUAAUGUUUUUCGCUUUAACUUGGCACAAUAUAGAUCCUCCAAAUUGGUGGGGUAAUAAUGUUGUAACUUCCACGCUUGACUCCUCCUUCAGAGCUAUUAAGGUCAUACUAAAGGAAGGCGAAUCCUUCGCUCCUUAG